Pyricularia pennisetigena is the source of this 1926-nucleotide messenger RNA. RefSeq lists its product as uncharacterized. Gene Ontology annotation, cellular component: nucleus. Bases 1 to 1926 code for a protein of 641 amino acids. NCBI's taxonomy places the organism in Eukaryota, Fungi, Ascomycota, Sordariomycetes, Magnaporthales, Pyriculariaceae. The transcript has 5 exons. Gene Ontology annotation, biological process: regulation of mRNA splicing, via spliceosome. Gene Ontology annotation, molecular function: mRNA binding; zinc ion binding. The record is from RefSeq and is a predicted model, not a curated record.
AUGUCUUGGAGAAACCAGGGAAUCACGGGCUCGAACAAUAUCCCACUGGGCAAGACGCGCCGCUUCGGUGGCGACGCUGAGCCUGAGGAUGCGCAGCCCAGCUUCAACUCCGGUUCCAACUCUGCGCCGUCGCAGCCGUCGUACUCGGGCGGCUUCAAUGGCGGCGAUCGCGAUGCCAAGCGCGGUCGCAGUCCUGAGCCAAGAUCCGAGGCCGACGGCCCGAAACGACGCAAGAAGCGAAAUCGAUGGGGCGACGCCACGGACAACAAGGCCGCCGGCCUGAUGGGUCUUCCAACCGCAGUCAUGGCUAACAUGACAGCCGAGCAGCUCGAAGCCUACACGCUCCACCUCCGAAUUGAGGAGAUCACGCAGAAGCUCAAGAUCGACGAUGUGGUCCCCGCCGAUGGCGAUCGUUCGCCGUCGCCCGCGCCGCAGUAUGAUAACCAGGGUCGUCGUGUCAACACCAGGGAGUACAGAUACCGCAAGAAGCUGGAGGACGAGCGUCACAAGCUCAUCGAAAAGGCCAUCAAGACCAUUCCCAACUACCACCCGCCGUCCGACUACCGAAGGCCCACGAAGACGCAGGAAAAGGUCUACGUGCCGGUCAACGACUACCCGGAAAUCAACUUCAUUGGCUUACUUAUCGGCCCCCGUGGCAACACAUUGAAGAAGAUGGAGUCUGAAUCUGGUGCCAAGAUUGCGAUUCGUGGCAAAGGUUCAGUCAAGGAGGGCAAGGGCAGAUCUGACGCUGCCCAUACCAGUAACCAGGAAGAGGACCUUCACUGUCUCAUCAUGGCUGAUACCGAGGAGAAGGUCAAUAAGGCCAAGAAGUUGAUUCAUAACGUGAUUGAAACCGCGGCCUCCAUUCCUGAGGGUCAAAACGAGCUUAAGCGCAACCAACUUCGAGAGCUGGCUGCGCUGAACGGUACCCUCCGUGACGACGAAAAUCAGGCCUGCCAGAACUGUGGUCAAAUCGGCCACAGGAAAUGGGAAUGUCCCGAGAAGCAGAACUACACCACCAACAUCAUCUGCCGAGUCUGCGGCAAUGCUGGUCACAUGGCGAGGGAUUGUCCCGAUAGGCAGCGUGGUGCUAGUUGGCGCAACGACGGACCAGGAUUCCGAUCUGCUGGUCGCAUCGGCGCUGGGCCUACCAGUGGCGCCGAGGUCGUCGAUCAGGAGUAUGAGGCUCUCAUGCAGGAGAUUAACGGUGGUCCUGGCGGUGCAGCCCCUGCUCGUAUCGAAGCUGGACCAGGAGGUCCGCCGACUGGGCCCAGCGGCGGUGAUAACGCCAGGCCCUGGCAACGAGGCCCUACCGGUGGGGCCGCACCUUGGCGCCAGCGCAACAACGAUCGCGAAAACAACGACGAUGGACCUCGUGGUGGCGGUUUUGGCGGAGGCUUUGGAGGGGGAUCUGGUGGACCAGCACCUUGGGCCCGUGAUCGCCAAAGCAGGCAGCACGAUGACCGUGAUCGCCAGGAUGGAGACCAGCCCUGGCGCAACCGGGACCGCGGCGACAGAGAUCACCGAGACCGUGACCGUGAACGGGAUAGGGACCGCGAUCGCAGCUACAAUAGCCAUGGUGGCGACAACGGGUAUUCCGCUCCAUCGGCGUCUGCCCCAGCUCCAUGGAGCCAGCCCACCGGUGCACCUGGAUAUGGCGCAUACCCUGGGUACGGUGGCUAUGGCGGUCCUCCCGGCAUGGGCGCUCCUGGAAUGCCUGCACCACCUGGAUUGCCCGGAGGCCCUCCUGGACUCCCUGGCGCUCCAGGGCUGAACGCUCCGCCCGGCUUGCCUUCGGACUUUAACGUCAGUGCCUUGAUCGCACAGUACUCUGGCGGUGCUCCUCCGCCCCCUCCACCGUCUGGUGACGCUCCCCCGCCUCCCCCGAGUGACCAACCACCUCCGCCUCCUCCGCCUGGAGCCUAG